UGGUAAAUAGUUUGUCAUGGCGGACGUGGAAAAUGCCGAUAUCGAAGAAGCUGUGGCCCCAGAUGGCCAAAAGCAGGACAAGGAUGAGCCUGAACCACAACCACAACCUACAGCAGAAAAACCAGUAGCGAAAGUUCCUUCCCUGCCUGCAGCUGCACCUCCCAAACCCAGGCCCAAAAAAGCACCAGAGCUGCCGGUGUUUGAGCGACGGAACUGGCUGAUUCACCUGCAUUAUGUGAGGAAGGAAUUCAGUACAUGCAAGUCCCUCAUCAAGGAGCAGCUGGCUGAAAGUGGGGGCAUGUGUGAAUAUGCUGUGUAUGUGCAGGCCCUGAUUCUGAGACAGGAGGGCCGUAUACAGGAGUCCCUAGAGAUGUUUCAGACAUGCACGCUACUCAACCCACAAAGUGCUGACAAUCUGAAGCAGGUGGCCAGGUCACUGUUCCUGCUGGCGCGACACAAGGCCGCUAUAGAUGUGUACACGGAGGCAGCCCGACUCAGCAACCGGGACUGGGAGAUCUAUCACAACCAGGGUGUGUGCUAUAUGUACCUUCGUGACUUCCCCAAGGCCAAGGAAUGUUUGAAGCAGGCCAUUGAGUGCCGGCGUCAUGAAAUCUCUUACGUCAUGCUGGGGAAGAUACACCUGAUGGAGAAUGACAUCAAUGCUGCUAUAGAGGUGGGCUACAACAUUAAUUGAGUGCUCUAUUCCUCUGAGAACCCAGAUCUACUGACGACUCUUGGCCUGCUAUACAUGCAGAUCGGACAGUACCAGAAAGCCUUUGAGAAUCUUGGCAAUGCCAUGACCUUUGACCCAACCCACACAAAGGCCAUAAUGGCUGCUGGGAGUAUGAUGCAAAGUCACUCAGAUUUUGAUGUUGCCUUGACAAAGUACCGGAUCGCUGCUGUCAACACCCCUGAGAGUCCCCCACUCUGGAAUAAUAUUGGCAUGUGCUUCUUUGGCAAGAAGAAGUUUGUGGCGGCCAUCAGCUGUUUGAAGCGAGCCAGCUACUUGGCGCCAUUUGACUGGAAGAUCCUGUACAACCUGGGACUGGUGCACCUCACCAUGCAGCAGUACGCCUCUGCAUUCCACUUCCUCAGUGCCGCCAUUAACCUCCGACCCAAGAUGGCGCAGCUCUUCAUGUUGUUAGCCGUUUCGUUGACCAACCUUGAGGAUCCUGAGAAUGCUAAACAAGCCUAUGAGCAGGCAAUGACACUAGACGGUAAGGACCCAGCCAUCCCUCUCAACUACGCCGUGUUCCUGCUCAACACUGGAGACCGGAGGUCUGCUCAGAAGAACCUGUCCCAGUUUGAACAGAGGGUGAAGAACUACAAGUCAGGCGUGCCCAUCGAUCAAGAGCUGAUGGACGUAGCCAGCAAGAUGGGGCCCCUGCUACAGGUAGGGGACAGCCUCACCUGGAAACAGGGGGCAGCUGAACCCAAGAAAGAAGCAAAACCAUCCGUCCCCGAGAAAUCUACACGUCCAACUUCAUCUACAUCCGACCCUGUUGUCAUCCCUCAGGCAGGACCUCGACCUACGACCUCCUCUGCCGUGGAGGCCAGUCUGUCAGCUACUCCUUUACCUGACCUCGACAAGGAACCGCCCAAUUUGAAACCAGACAUACCUUAUGAAUCAGAGCCGACAGAUCUGAGCCUGAUGGGUGAUGACAAGCCACCCGUCUCGCGGUUCGACAACCCGUUCUCACCGCCCCCUCCAGUAUUGCCUUCAGACAUCCCGAAGAAAAGUCAAGAAAUACCCAAUCUGGAUGGAGCCCUGCCUCCAGUGAGAAGGGCCGGGAUGUUGCCAAGUCUAGACUCUCUACCAGCACCACCUAGGAACAACCCAACUGAAGAUGAUGACGAUGAUGACAUUGAGGAAGAAAUUGAAGAAGAAAUUGCGAAACCUCAAAGGAGAUCUGCUGUACCAGAUUUAUGAAGAGGAAACUUCUGUACUUGAUUUGUAAAUAGAUGUAUCUUGUUGUAAUGAUUGUGAUAAAGAUCUGACAAUGCCUUGAAA
This is a messenger RNA of Haliotis rubra (blacklip abalone), 2011 nucleotides long. Its product is annotated as Bardet-Biedl syndrome 4 protein-like. The record is from RefSeq and is a predicted model, not a curated record. Gene Ontology annotation, cellular component: ciliary basal body. The transcript has 14 exons. Lineage: Eukaryota; Metazoa; Mollusca; Gastropoda; Lepetellida; Haliotidae. Gene Ontology annotation, molecular function: protein binding. Gene Ontology annotation, biological process: cilium assembly; protein localization to cilium.